Daphnia carinata is the source of this 2314-nucleotide messenger RNA. RefSeq names its product protein lin-9 homolog. Gene Ontology annotation, cellular component: nucleoplasm; transcription repressor complex. Bases 81 to 2264 code for a protein of 727 amino acids. The record is from RefSeq and is a predicted model, not a curated record. Lineage: Eukaryota; Metazoa; Arthropoda; Branchiopoda; Diplostraca; Daphniidae. Gene Ontology annotation, biological process: regulation of transcription by RNA polymerase II; DNA-templated transcription; regulation of cell cycle. The transcript has 12 exons. Gene Ontology annotation, molecular function: DNA binding.
AUGCAAUUCCCAAUUCGUAAACGCGGCAACGUUACAACCAAGCUGUUUGACGAGGCGAUUGAAAGUUGAAAAAGAGAAUCAUGGCGGACUCGCUUGAAACUGAAUCAGCAGAGGCUUUACUUUCAUUCAAAAAUGGGGGGUUCAAAGUUAAAAGAGAACUUGAUUUUGGAGAUGAUUCGGAGCAAGCAAAUCAAGCAAUGACAUUGGGUCCAGAAAUGUUUGGACUAAAGCGAAUUAGUGAAGUUAACUCAUCAUCAGCUUCAAAAGUAACUGGAAGUACUACCUCAAAUCCAAUAACUUUAAACAGAAGAGGCAUCCCAGCAAGAAUUAGAAAAAAAAAUCCACUAUUUUUUGAUGAUGAUACAAUUGUCAAUCAAUCCACUAAUAAAUCUCCAAGAAAAUCUACAAAAUCUAACAGUGGUAUAAGUGCAUCAUCCCAUGCAAUCCAAUCAGCAUCCCAGACUAGUACAACAAAGAUAAUAAAGCGGGGCCAUACCAGAUCCGCACCUGGCAGCGCAACUGGCACCCCAGAACGUCGUAGUGGAUCAAAUGCGUCAACACCCGUCAAAAGCACUAGCAGAAUGAAGGCAAAACUUAAGAAAAUGAAGGUGAAACCAUCAUUUAAAUUACCAGAAAAACAAAAAAGUGAGCCCUUAUCUGUUGGACGUCGGCCUCGAAAUAUCGUCAACGUGGCCGCCUUACCUUCGGUUGCGGCAAUAGCAGUUGAGCAAGAAGCUGAAGACUUAAAGAAACUUGGAGUGCGCUUACGCAAUUUGCUGAAAUUACCCAAAGCGCACAAAUGGGUGUGUUAUGAAUGGUUCUACAGCAAUCUAGACCAAGCAUUAUUUGAAGGUGACAACGACUUUAUGCUAUGCUUGCGAGAAUCGUUUCCUAGCUUGAAAUUGAGACAACUCACCAGGGCCCAGUGGUGUACCAUACGACGACUGAUGGGAAGACCAAGGCGUUGCUCACAGGCGUUUUUCAAUGAAGAAAGGGGUGAAUUGGCCAAAAAAAGACAAAAAAUCCGUCUAGUCCAACAGCGCAAAGUAAGCGAUAUGGCGUCUCUAUGUCGGGAUCUACCGGAUCUGAUCCCGAUGCCAUUGGUAAUUGGCACGAAAGUGACGGCCAGACUUCGUCAACCGCAGGAUGGUUUGUUUGUUGGCCAAAUCGAUGCAGUGGAUACUUCCAAUAACACAUACCGAAUCACGUUCGACAGACAAGGUUUAGGAACCCAUUCUGUUCCAGACUACGAAGUCUUAUCAAAUGAAAUGGUAGACAUGAUAUCUAUAUCGAGCUUGGCUCAACGCUUUCGUCCUCGCCCUGCCGUAUUACCGCCGGCCCCUGCAAUAAUACCAUUAAUGGCUUCACAGCAACAGCAAACACAGACAACCACAGGUCACCAGCAGCCACCGAUGAAGCACUCUUCACUGGAAGCUUCAGUGAAUACUUUUACACUGACUCCGCAUGCCAGCAGCGGACGUAUUGGACAAAACGCCAAUUCCGAUACUUCAAAUUUAGUCAGCGAUCCUGUCUUGGGGUCGUCGAAUUCGAGAUUGGCAUCUCAAGAAAGCGCAUUUGGCUCUUUGCCUAUACACGUUUUGACACCUAUAGUACGAUUGUCGAAGAUUUUAAAUUUGAAGAAAGAAAAAAUUCGAAGACUAAGAGACAUGAACACGGAAGUUGAAAGAAGAGAAUCAGUUGGCGAAACUGUGGCUCCCGAUUUUCAACGCCGCUAUGCUCGUACCAUUCUUGACCUGGAGGAAUUAAACACGGAGCUCAACAGCCUCUUAGUUAAGGUCAGACAGCAAUGCCAUGAGAUCGCCCCAGAUUCUGAACACGGUCUAUCUCCAUUAGCCGGACCAGAUAGUAUCCGCCAGCUUUGCUACCAGGAAGCUAGAGAUUUGGUUGAAACUCAGUUGGAUAGUCGAAGUGGGUCACAUCCAAACGUUACCUCAACACCGAUUAUUGCACUUGUCACUGGCCUGACGUCGCUGAUGCUCCAAAUCAAGUGCCUUGCGGAAAGUGAACGCAACGCUUACGAGCUGCAGGCUUUACACGACUCGUUGGACGAGCUACGAAAGUCCUUAGACAAGUCAAAUCUAACUUCCUUACGGAAUCAUGUUUUAGUACACGUGCAGCACAUCCAAUCUGGACUGUGUAAUUUUGACAACCAUAUGACACCGUUCAAUGGUACAGACACUAAUGCACCUACGGUCAUCUCUACUAGGAAUUUACCUUUACCCAAUGAUAACGAUAACCAUUAAUUAUUGUUGAUAAAAUUUCAGAAAUAAAUUAACUCAUGGCGUAGACAUAA